Haemonchus placei is the source of this 948-nucleotide messenger RNA. Lineage: Eukaryota; Metazoa; Nematoda; Chromadorea; Rhabditida; Trichostrongylidae. The record is from the annotation of a GenBank genome assembly.
AUGAAAUCGACCCAUACAAUCAGCUUCGCAUCCUCGUCACAACAAUCGCCUUUCUUCUCGACGACUGCCAUUCACGACCAUCUACAGUCCAUUACCAACGACAACCCUACCCUCAACUAUUUCGACGCUUCUCUACUGACACGUCUCGAACUACCAUCCUUCUCCGGAAAUAUGCUGGAAUUCCCAGAAUUCUGGGCCCGCUACCGUGCACUGAUCCACUGCAAAAAUACUAUAUCUGAUGCGACUAAAUUUUCUCUUUUGAAAAGCUGUCUCAAAGGACGCGCCCUACACGCCAUCGACGGCCUUCCAAUCACCAAUGAGAACUACGCGGCUGCUAUUGACAUUCUACUUUCCAUCUACGACAACCCCUCUACCCUGCGUCAUCUCAUCUACACCCAGCUCCAGAGUCUACCUCAGUGCGACUCCGAUGGCAAACAGCUACAAGAACUAUACCUUGCAAUGCUUCGACUCGUUCGUCAAUAUACUGCCAUAACACCCGAUUCACCCGAAUUCGGCCUUGGUGCACUCCUCUAUAACAAACUUCCACGAUUCGUUAAAGCGAGGAUUUACGACAUAACUGGAGGACAGAAGAAUCUCACCCCCUCGGAACUGAUGACAAUACUUGCCGACAUUGUUAGAAAAGAAUCUACCUUAAGGCAAAUCGACGCAUCGACUACAUCUCAUCAACUUUCAUACCACAUCUCCACAAAGUAUGGUCGUCAGCCUCAAGCUCCACCAGAACAACAGCUCGGAAACCGAAGAUAUCGACCAACUCAUUCACUCGACAGAACGUCGCAACUUCGCAAAAGCAAGCAAGAUGUGCCUCAAAUGCCUACGACAAGGACAUCAAACCAUCCGAUGUACACGUCCACCUUGCCACCAAUGCCAAUAUCAUCACCACCCGGCGCUGUGUUUCAAAACAGUGAGUCAUGGAUCCUCACUCAAUAA